ACACACACCAGCACACCGUCGAAAACACGCACAGAUAAAAGAAAAAUCUUAAAAUUCUAUUAUUUCUCCCCAAAUUGUAAUUAGGUUUUGAAUAUUGAUAUAAUUAAGCUCAAAAAUUACGCAAUUGCGGCUUGAUAAUGUCAAGCGCUCAGAUGAUUAGUAGUAGUAGUAACGGCAAUUGCAGUGUUGAUAAUUGUAACGGCGACGUCAGUUGGCCGGAGCCGCCGAAGCUGACGCCGUCGGCUUCGCUUAAGACGAAGAAGAAACCGACUCCGGCGCCGAGCAUUUCCAGAGCCGGCGGGGAAGUUGACGAGCUGGUUACUCUUCUUCACGGCUCUGAUCCCCUCCGCGUCGAGCUCAGUCGCCUGGAAAAUGAAGUCCGAGACAAAGAGAGGAAUCUGGGAGAUGCGUAUGCAGAAAUCAAGGCCUUGAAGUACUCAGAGCGCCUAAAAGAGAAGGCAGUUGAGGAGCUUUCGGAUGAGUUAAAGAAAAUUGACGACAAAUUGAAAGCAACUGAAGCACUUUUGGAAAGCAAGAAUUUAGAGGUUAGGAAAAUAAAUGAAGAAAAGAAAACAGCUCUGGCAGCACAAUUUGCUGCAGAAGCUACUCUUCGAAGAGUUCAUGCAGGUCAAAAAGAUGAUGAAAUGCCUCCUAUUGAAGCCAUUAUCACUCCUUUAGAGGCAGAAUUGAAGUUGGCCAGGCUGGAGGUAGCUAAGCUACAAGAUGACAAUAGAGCCCUGGAUCGACUUACUAAGUCCAAAGAGGCUGCUCUGUUGGAGGCUGAGCGAACUGUCCAAAUGGCAUUGGCGAAAGCCUCCUUGGUUGAUGAUCUGCAGAACAAAAACCAAGAUUUGAUGAAACAGAUAGAGAUAUGCCAGGAGGAGAAUAGAAUAUUGGACAAGAUGCACAGGCAGAAAGUUUCUGAGGUUGAAAAGUUAAUGCAAACUGUACAUGAACUUGAGGAGGCUGUUUUGGCUGGAGGUGCUGCGGCCAAUGCAGUACGUGAUUACCAGCGAAAGAUGCAAGAAUUGAACGAAGAAAAAAGAAUUCUGGACCGUGAACUUGCUCGUGCAAAGAUUUCAGCGAAUCGGGUUGCUGUUGUUGUUGCUAAUGAGUGGAAAGAUUCCAAUGACAAAGUAAUGCCUGUAAAGCAAUGGCUGGAAGAAAGAAGACUUCUUCAGGGAGAAAUGCAACAGCUUAAAGACAAAGUGGCAAUUGCAGAGCGAACUGCAAAGGCAGAAGCACAAUUAAAAGAGAAGUAUCACUUACGAUUUAAAGUUUUGGAAGAAAGGCUAAAAGCUUCUUCAACUUGUACCACCCGCUCUACUCCACAAGGAGGAAGUGUGUGUAAUGGUCUUUCACGGCGCCAAUCUUUUGGAGGAGGAGAAAGUUUGUCCAAACCUCCAUCAAAUGGGAUUUCAUUGAAAAAGACAAAGUUUCAGUCUAGGUCAUUUCGAACAAAUAGUUCUUCAGCAUUAUUGGAGCAGUCAAAAUUCUCAUCAACGUUAUUUGGUAGUGGUAGCAGAUCACUGGAUGGAGAAAACACUCUAACAUAUGAAAAUGACAUAGAUAACAGAUUCACUAAUUCCUGUGAUCAUAGGCAUAGUAAUGAAAUAGCAAGAAUACAUGAGAAUGGUUAUGCGAAUGAGAUUGGUAACUUGAAUGCAGCUGAUAAAGCCGAAGGGGAGAAUGAAGAUUAUGUAUCUGGUAUGUUGUAUGAUAUGCUGCAGAAGGAGGUUAUAACUUUGAGGAAAGUUUGCCAAGAGAAAGAUCAGAGCCUGAAGGACAAAGAUGACUCAAUCGAGAUGUUGGCAAAAAAGGUAGAAACACUGAAUAAAGCUAUGGAAGUUGAGUCCAAAAAGAUGCGUAGAGAAGUAGCUGCUAUGGGGAAAGAACUUGCAGCUACUCGUAUUGGCAAGGAACAAGAUCAAAGAUUGAGACGUGUAAGUUCUACAAGGGGAGCUGUAAAUGGAACUCAUCAACCUGCAAUAAGGAAUGCUUAGCACUGAUAUAUUUGGACAUUCAUGACCAUGCCAUGCAGCAAUGUCGAAGGGUGUCUAUUAGAUAGAUUUAUGUGCAUUAACUAAGACAUUGUCUGGCCAUGUCUCAAGUUUGUAUAGGACAAUUCGAGUACAUGGAGAUUAUCCUAUCCUCAUGGUGUAUAUUUUGUAUUAAUAUAAAUGUUAAAUUUUACACAAUAUUUAUGUUUGUUAACCUAAAUGAUACUAGGAACUAUUUCUUA
Coffea eugenioides is the source of this 2242-nucleotide messenger RNA. RefSeq names its product microtubule-associated protein 70-1-like. The coding region runs from base 138 to 2003 and encodes 621 amino acids. Lineage: Eukaryota; Viridiplantae; Streptophyta; Magnoliopsida; Gentianales; Rubiaceae. Gene Ontology annotation, biological process: cytoskeleton organization. Gene Ontology annotation, molecular function: microtubule binding. The transcript has 11 exons. The record is from RefSeq and is a predicted model, not a curated record.